AAUCAGUCAUUUAAGGUUUUUAAACAGAGUUAUUUUGGAUUGGUUCCUUGUUAGUUGCCAAAGAUGAGUGGUGAUUAUCAACAUCAGAAUUCUCGAACUCCUAUGGUUAAUGAAGAGAAGGAACCUAUUAGUACUGGCAGUAAAAGGAACCAGUAUCUAGCAGGAUUUGCAGUAUGCCUUGGAGCUUUUUCUGGCGGAAAUGCUCUAUCUUGGACGUGCCCAGCCUUGGAAUACCUGGUUCCACAAGAACACAAUAAUCUUACUAAUAUUACCAAUAGUACUGUAUUAGAUGAAGCACCCGGGUUCACAUUAUCGACAAUAGAAAUAGCCACUGUAGGAGCAACCGUGAUGCUCGGAGGCCUAAUAUUCGCCAUCCCAUCCGGCAAGUUUGCUGAUAUUUUUGGAAGAAAAAUCACUCUAAUCUUGAUUUCGAUACUCUACACGGCAAACUUUAUUACAAUCGCUUUUGCUAGAGAUGUGAUAGCAUUGGUCACUGCUAGAUUCAUCGCUGGAUUAGCACUUGGGGGUAGCUGUGUGGUAGGGCCGAUGUAUAUUGGAGAAUUUGCAGAAGAAUCUUUGAGAGGAGUGUUGGGAUCCGGCUUUAACGUGUUACUUUCAUUGGGGAUUCUUUAUUCCACUUUUAUAGGAAUAUUUACUAACUGGAUAUGGUUGAAUAUUUCACUAGCUAUUCCAUCAGCAAUUACAGUAGUUUCACUGUUAUUUAUUCCAGAGUCUCCUGUAUACCUUAUAGCAAAUGAACGGUUUGGUAAAGCAAGACGUUCUUUAGAAUUUUUUAGAGGAAAUGAGAACAUAGUUAACGAUGAAAUGAUUGAAAUCCAAAAAACUUUGGCUGAACGCGAUGAGAGUGCAACAAUUAAAGAACUAUUCACUGAAAAGUGCUACAGAAAAAGCAUGAUAGCAGGUCUAGGUCUGUUUAUGUAUCAGCAGCUAUGCGGAGUUAAUAUAAUCGUGGUUUAUUUGGUACCGAUUUUCAGAGCUGCUGGAAGCACUAUGGCACCUCUCGCAGCUGCUAGCGCUACCAACUUUAUUGCUGCCCUAAUAGGGAUUUUAUCAGUGGUUGUUAUAAAUAAAAGAGACAGAAAGUACUUUCUCUGCCUGUCAGGUGGCAACAUGAUGUUAGGAAUGCUGGGAUUGGGAGUGUUCUUCCACUUACUGCAUUAUAAUAUACUUUUUCCUGGACUUGGAAUGCUGCCUAUAGUUUGUGUGGUAUUGUUUGUGGCAGGAUUUUCUAUAGGCAUGGGACCAGUGCCAUGGAUUUUAAUGAUUGAACUAUACACCCCCGAAAUCAGAGGUAUUGCCAAUGGGGUGAAUAUCGUAAGCAAUUGGCUGACAGCGUUUGUGGUAUCGUUUACCUUCCCUUAUUUGAUGAAGUACCUAGGAAAUGUUUGGAGUUUUUAUUUGUAUGCUUGUAUUAAUUUGUUAGGCGUAUUGUUUAUUUGGUUUGUUGUUCCGGAGACUCGAGUUAGGUAUAAAAAGUAAUUGUAUGGUUAGAUCUGAAUUGUGAUAAUAAUCUAAAUAGAAUUUAAAAAAAAAUUGACUCGCUUGGAAACAUGUUCCAGGUUUAUUAAUUCUUGUAUUCUUAUCUUUAUCAUAAGGCAGAUAAUAUUUACUGUGAUGUAGUUUGUUUAAUUUUCUAAUCUCUGAAUAAAUCAUUAAUAAAACACCCGCAAGCACAA
Anthonomus grandis grandis is the source of this 1697-nucleotide messenger RNA. Its product is annotated as solute carrier family 2, facilitated glucose transporter member 8-like. Gene Ontology annotation, molecular function: transmembrane transporter activity. The coding region runs from base 64 to 1500 and encodes 478 amino acids. Gene Ontology annotation, cellular component: membrane. The transcript is spliced from 2 exons. Gene Ontology annotation, biological process: transmembrane transport. The record is from RefSeq and is a predicted model, not a curated record. NCBI's taxonomy places the organism in Eukaryota, Metazoa, Arthropoda, Insecta, Coleoptera, Curculionidae.